AUGAAGCAAAGUUGGAUGGGGAAGCAUCGCCAACUUUGCGCUGCUGACCCGCCAUCGAAGAUCGAGAAACAGCGCUGUGCCCUCGCGAUGUUCAACCACUCUUUGCGGAUCAUCCGCCUCAUCCCUUUAAGGAAGCAGCGGCCAUUCCGUUGCCACCGCAUGUUUGAUUUCGCCGGCUGCUCCGCACCAAUCGAUGGUGCAGAUAAUGUUGCGAACAUGCCCGUCCACGUAGCCCUCAAGCGCAAGACCAUCUAUCGAAUGGGCGAGAAACUCGAUCCGUCCAUCGCCACUCUCGAUGAGGUAGAUCACAGACUCUGCUCUAGCAGCGUCUUCUCCCGCGUCUUGCAGGGCAACCGUUUCCUCAAAAGCUCCAACAACACCCUCCGUAGCCUCAAUAAACUCAAGCCAUCCAAGGAUCGAUCGCAGGAUAGUCCAAACUUCAAGGUCUACCAAGAAAAGUACAACGACAUAAUCGACACCUUUUGUCUUCUCGACUACAAUGUGCUGCCGGUGGAAGGUGGCGAUCCAUUUGCGCAGUUCAAGCUGGUCAACCGUCUGGGCAAAGAGAAAUUUCCACGUACGCCGCUCCAAAUUCGCAUCCACUCCUUACGCCAUGACAUAUCCACGCUCUCUGAGCUGCUACGCAGGGAUCUCUGCACAAACUUGCGACCGGAAAAUGUGACCGCUCUCUCCUCGGAAUCCAUCAUGCAACGCUUCCGCGUCGUUCGCGCUGUACAGAAUCUUUAUGCCGAACACGCCAUCAUGCUGGCACCUAACGACGACGCCUUUCUUUGGCGCGAUUGCAAGAUCUGCGCUCGGUACGAUCCCGAAAUCAUUCGCUUCUGCCGCGACUUUUACCGUCUCCUCCUCAGGAUCUUCCACGGAGAAUGCAACAAGCCAAUCUUUUGUCGAUUCUUCACUCCCGCCGUCGAGAUGUCAGAUGUCGAGUCGUACGGAGACUUGUGA
Pseudozyma hubeiensis SY62 is the source of this 966-nucleotide messenger RNA. RefSeq lists its product as hypothetical. The transcript has 2 exons. NCBI's taxonomy places the organism in Eukaryota, Fungi, Basidiomycota, Ustilaginomycetes, Ustilaginales, Ustilaginaceae. The record is from RefSeq and is a predicted model, not a curated record. Bases 1 to 966 code for a protein of 321 amino acids.